GUUAAUCGGUCUAUUGCAGCGGCUGCAAAAGAGGGGCAGCUGAAAGGACAGCUGCAUCUAGGGAAAAACAUCAACAACUGCGGAACGACAGACUCUGGGACCUUUAGUACUCUCUGGGAAAGACAAUUGGACAUUUUUCCCCCUUAGAUAUUCCACAAUGACCGGCAGCCCCGUUACUGGGCUGCUAGUUGCGCUGUGCGUAACCAGCGCGGUCCAUUGUAUGCCAAAGAACCAAGGAAAAAGCAAAAGACAAACCCAGCAACAAGUUUAUCCCGAACUAACAUCUGCAGACUCCAUUGCUCAAGUUGGCUGCGAUGAGAAUGGUCGUUCAUUCAGGUUCAACGAGCAGUGGGAGAAAGCCUACCGUGGAAGCACGUUACUGUGCACUUGCAACGGUGUGGCAGGGAUCAAAUGUAAAACAAAACCUGAAGUGGAGUCAUGCUAUGACAAACUCAACGAUCGGACAUACAGUGUCGGUGAAACCUACGAGAGACCGAAGGACGGUAUGAUGUGGGACUGCACCUGCAUCGGUUCUAACCGGGGCAAAAUCAGCUGUACCAUUGCAAACCGCUGCCACGAGGGAGGUCAGUCUUAUAAAAUCGGGGACACCUGGAGACGGCCUCACGACACGGGUGACUACAUGCUGGAAUGCGUGUGCCUCGGAAACAACAAGGGAGAGUGGACUUGCAAACCCGUUGCUGAGCGCUGCUAUGACAACACAGCUGGAGCAUCAUACGUGGUGGGUGAGACGUGGGAGAAGUCAUACCAGGGCUGGAUGAUGAUCGACUGCACCUGUCUAGGAGAGGGGAAUGGACGCAUCACCUGUUCAUCCAGAAACCGCUGUAAUGACCAGGACACCAAGAGAUCCUACCGUAUCGGAGACACCUGGACCAAGAAAGACACCCGCGGACACAGCCUCAACUGCCUGUGCACGGGGAACGGCCGUGGAGAGUGGAAGUGUGAACGCCACACCUCCUCCUCGUCCUCCUCCAGCCUGGGUACAGGUACUCACAUGGUGACCAACAUCCACACCACCCAGGUGGUCCCUCAGCCAGAGCCCCCCACCGAGGGCACCUGUCGCACAGACUCCGGCGCCUCGUACCACGAUGGCAUGCGUUGGAUCAGAAGUCAGGGCAGCAAGCAGAUGCUGUGUACAUGCCUGGGGAACGGAAUCAGCUGUGAGGAGUGGGAGGGCCAGUCCCGGGUGUACGGGGGGAACUCAGACGGACAGCCCUGCGCCUUCCCCUUCGUGUUCCAGGGGAAGACCCACUACUCCUGCACCUCGGAGGGCCGGAGCGACGGGCAGCUCUGGUGCUCCACCUCCUCCGACUAUGACACCGACCAGCAGUACUCCUUCUGUACUGAGAAGAACGCCCUGGUGACAACCCGUGGUGGCAACUCUAACGGCGCUUUGUGUCAGUUCCCCUUCCUUUACAACGGGCGUAACUAUAGCGACUGCACCGCAGACGGUCGCCGCGACGGGAUGAAGUGGUGUGGCACCAGUACUAACUACGACGGAGAACAGCACUAUGGGUUCUGCCCCAUGGCGGCCCACGAGGAGGUGUGCACCACCAACAACGGCCUCAUGCACCGCGUGGGCGACAAGUGGGACAAACGUCACGACGUCAUGGGUCACAUGAUGCAGUGCACGUGCCAGGGAAACGGACGCGGAGAGUGGAGCUGCAUUGCCUACUCCCAGCUCAGAGACCAGUGCAUCGUAGAGGGCCUGACCUACGAGGUGUCCCAGACCUUCACCAAGCGUCACGACGAAGGCUACAUGAUGAACUGUACCUGCUUCGGCCAGGGGCGGGGUCGCUGGAAGUGUGAUGCCAUUGACCAGUGCCAGGAGCCUGAAACGAGGGCCUUCCACCAGAUCGGAGAGUCUUGGGAUAAGGUCAUCCACAACGUCCGCUACCGCUGUUAUUGCUACGGCAACGGCAUCGGCGAGCUCAGCUGCGAGCCCCAGCAGACCUACCCAGGAGGUAAUCGCCCCGUCCAGGUGAUCAUCACAGAGGCAGGAAAGCAGCCUGACUCCCACCCCAUCCAGUGGAACCCACCCUCCACAGCCCACAUCACCCAGUACAUCCUGAAGUGGAGAGUGAAAAACACACGCACCCCCUGGAAGGAAGUCAACAUCCCUGGGAACCUGAACUCCUACACCAUCGCUGGCCUGCGACCCGGGGUCACCUACGAGGGCCAGCUCAUCAGCAUCCUGCGCUUCGGAACCCGCGAGGUCACCCGCUUCGACUUCACCACCACCUACGGCUCCCUCGCCACCUCGGAAGGGGAGACCAACCAGCUCCCCUCUGUGCUGGACACUUCUGAGUCGGUGACGGAGAUCACCUCCAACAGCUUCGUCAUCUCCUGGGUGUCGGCCUCUGACACCGUGUCCGGCUUCAGGGUGGAGUACGAGCUGAGCGAGAACGGAGACAGGCCCAAAGUUCUGGACUUGCCUCGAUCCUCCACCUCCGUGAACAUCGCUGAGCUGCUGCCUGGUCGCAGGUACAACAUCAACGUGUACGAAGUCUUACCAGAGGGAGACAACCUCAUCCUCUCCACAUCCCAGACCACAGCCCCGGAUGCCCCAACGGAUCAUGAGAUCGACCAGGUGGAGGAAACCUCCAUCCACAUCACCUGGACCAAACCCCAGGCCCCCAUCACUGGUUACAGAGUCAUCUACACUCCGUCCAUCGAGGGAAGCAGCACAGAGCUGACCCUGCCGGACACUGCCACCUCUGUGACCCUGAGCGACCUCCGCCCCGGCCUGCUCUACAACAUCAGCAUCUAUGCCGUGGAGGAGAACCAGGAGAGCGUGCCCGUGUUCGUCCAGGUCAACACUGCAGGAGAGCCCCAGCCAGAGGUAGUGCCCUCACCGACCGACCUGCAGUUCUACGAGGUGUCGGACGUGAAGAUCACCAUCACCUGGACCGGGCCGCCCAGCGAAGUCUCAGGAUACCGCGUCACCUUUACCCCGGUCGUCCCUGGCGACACUACCCAGAAGCCCCUGCCCCUGCCAGUUUCGCCCAAUGCGUAUGCUGAGAUCACCCACCUGCAGCCCGGCACGCUCUACCGCUUCCACAUCUACGCCAUCAACGGAGGGGUGGAGAGUGAGCCUCUGGUGGGAGAGAAAGCCACCAAGCCAGACACCCCCACAGGCGUCCGCUUCACCGACGUCGGUUCCGACAGCGCCCUGAUCGUCUGGGAGGCCCCUCGCGCCACAGUCACCGGGUACCGUCUCUUCCUGAGCAUCGAAGGCUCCUCCCCCACCCAGCAGAAGAUCCCGGGGGGUGUGGCUCAGUACGCUCUUCGGGGUCUGCGCCCGGACACGGCCUACACCGUCGCGCUGCACUCGGAGCAGGAGAACGUGCUCAGCGAAGCUGUCACAGGAUACUUCACUACUACUCCUCAAAUGGGAAAAAACCCUCCAUUCAACACUGACGUCACAGACACCUCCAUCAUCAUCACCUGGACCCCGGUUCCCAGUUUCAGCUACAGGCUGUCGGUGCGGCCCGGCCAGGGGGGCGAAUCUCCGAAAGACGCGACCUCCGACUCAGGAAGCGUCUACGUGUCUGGCCUGACCCCGGGGACGGAUUACUCGUACAGCGUCCAGCCCAUCGCUAACGGACGGAACCGCGGCAAACCCAUCACCGGCAAAGUUGUCACGCCCCUGUCUCCCCCCACCGAUCUCUCCCUGCAGCCCAACACUAACACUGGUGAGCUGUUCGUCCAAUGGGCCGGCACCAAAACACCAGACUUCACAGGCUACAGAGUGACAUGCACGCCAACCAAUGGACAGCGAGGAAACUCUCUGGAGGAGUUUGUCCAGCCGGAUCAGAACUCGUGCACCCUGGAGCACCUCAGCCCGGGGGUUGAGUACAACGUCAGCGUGUUCACCGUCAAAGACCAUCUGGAGAGCGUUCCGCUGUCCGGCACGGUCACCCAAGACAUACCCACGUUAGACAACGUCAAGUUUGUUGACGUUACCGACACCACCAUCGGUCUGCGUUGGAUUCCCCGCAACUUUACCACCCUCACCGGUUACCGGAUAACGGUGCUGGCGUCCGGCGAGAGUGUGCCCAUCGUCCAGGACAUGGUGGACUCGGCUAGCGGUUAUUACACGGUGCGAGGGCUGGAGCCCGGAGUCGAUUACGACAUUGUUAUUGUCACGGUGACGGAGGAAGGCGAGAGUGAGCCGUUCUCGGUUACAAAGCAGACAUACCCUGCUGUACCAGCGCCCACCAACCUGAACUUCGGCGGCGUCGGCCCAGACACCAUGAGGGUCACCUGGACGGCACCCAGCGUCGCCACCCUCAGUGACAUCACACGCUUCGUCAUCCGUUACCACCCAGUCACCGACGACACCGACAUCAAGGAGCUCAACGUGGGCGGAGCCACCAACACCUUCCUCCUGCAGAACCUGAUGCCCAACACAGAGUACCGUGUGAGCGUGGUGUGUGUGUACGAGGAGAGAGAGAGCAGCCCACUGACAGGCACGCAGAGAACCACUCUGGAUUCUCCCACCGGCCUGGACUUCUCUGACGUGUUCACCAACGCCUUCACCGUCCACUGGCAGGCGCCACAGUCUGUCAUCACCGGCUACCGGAUCCGGUACCAGAUGACCAGCGGUGGCAGGUCCAAAGAUGAGAGGCUGCCCCCGACCCGGACCCAAUUCACCCUGACGGGCCUGGCUCCGGAGACAGAGUACCUGAUCCACGUGUUCGCUGUGAGCGGCAGCCAGGAGAGUCUACCCCUCAGCGGAACACAGGCCACCACCUCCGACGCUCCCACUGACCUGGAGGUGCAGUCCUCCUCCCCUACCACCAUCACCAUCCGCUGGGACGCCCCCUCUGUCACGGUCAGGUACUACAGGAUCACCCACGGAGAGACGGGUGGGGAUUCCCCUCCUACGGAGUUCACCAUCCCUGGAUCUCAGUCCACCGCCACCAUCUCCAACCUGAACCCCGGGACCGACUACACCAUCACCGUCUAUGCCGUUACUGGUAGAGGGGACAGCCCCGCCUCCAGCACCCCCAUCUACGUCAGACACAAGACCGAGGUGGAGUCCCCUUCCCAGAUGGAGGUGAUGGAUGUGAAGGACAACGGCCUGACGGUGCGCUGGUCUCCGUCCCAGGGCCCCAUCAAGGGCUACCGGGUCACCAGCGUCCCCAAGAACGGACAGGGACCCUCCUUCUCCGAGGUGGUGGCCCCUGAACAGACAGAGAUGUCGUUCACCGGUCUAAUGCCGACGGUGGAGUACGUUCUGAGUGUGUACGCUCUGGGAACCGACGGAGAACCCUCUGCUCCUGUGGUGGAGAACGCCAUCACAGCCAUGGACCGUCCUAAGGACCUCUCCUUCUCCGAUGUGGACUCCACCUCCGUGCGCAUCACCUGGGACGCCCCUGACGGCGCUGUGACAUCAUACCGCGUGCUGUACUCCAGCCCAGAGGAGGGCGAGAGAGAGCUGCGGCCGGCACCGCGCGGCCAGGACGACAGCGUGGUCCUCCGGGGGCUACGCCCAGGCACAGAGUACACCGUCAAGGUCAUCGCUCUCCACGGUGGAGCCCCCAGCACGCCGCUGGUGGGCACCCAGGCUACAGCCAUCCCAGCCCCCACCAACCUCAUAUUGUCUGAGGUGGGCGACGCCACGUUCACCGUCAGCUGGAGGGCUCCCAGCGCCAGGCUGACAGGGUACCGUGUGGUGGUCAACCCCAAGAACAACAACGGCCCCACCAAGGAGAUGAACCUCGGCCCGGACGUCACACGCGCCACAGUCACUGGGCUCAUGGUGGCCACUAAUUAUGUGGUGCAGGUCUACGCUCUGAAGAACUCAGUCACCAGCCGACCCCUGGAGGGAGAGGUCUCCACACUAGAGAACAUCAGUCCUCCUAGACGGGUGCGUAUCAGCGACGUGAAGGACUCCUCCAUCACGCUGACCUGGCGCUCCAAGGUCGAGACCAUCACCGGCUUCCUCAUAGAGGCCACGCCCCUCGGGGUCAACCGCCCGACUAUCAAGAAGACAAUCACCGGAGAGCAGAACACCUACAUCCUCACUGGUCUGGAGCCUGGUACCACCUACACUAUCAACCUCUACACUCUCAACGGCAACGCCCGAAGUGCCCCCUUCUCUCUCACUGUCAGCACUGCUAAGCCAGCUGUCCAUGCCCCCACCAACCUGCAGUUCACCUCACUGACCCCCAACUCCAUCUCCUUCACCUGGGAGCCCCCGGCCACACGUAUCACAGGAUAUUACGUCACGUACGAGCAGGCGGGCGGAGCACCCCGUGAGAUCAGCCCACGCCCGCACGCCGGACAGAACUAUGCCACCAUCUCUGGUCUGAGGCCGAAUACUGAGUACAUCAUCAAGAUCAUCGCCCUCCAGAGCUCUCAGACCAGCACCCCACUGGAGGGCACUGCCAGAACUCAACCGGAAUCCCAGCUUGGGCUGCCUCUCCCUAACCGGCCCGGCCGCCCUAGCAUCCUGGACGUGCCCGAGGUCACCUCCGGCGACACCGACAACAGCGUGGUGGGCCCCAGCGGACAGGACAUCCCGGGCCAGGGGCAGAACGUGGAGUACACAGAGUACAACAACAACAGGCACCCUCAGGUGCCCUACUGGCCUCAAACGCCCCUGGUGUACGUGCCCUUGCCCGACGCUGAGGGUCGUAGGGUGCCUGUCGUGAGGGUGAACGUGCCCGGCUCUGCCUUUGGUUUCCCAGAGAACGAGACGGGAUCUCCCCAAGAGGCCCAGACUCAGACCACCAUCUCCUGGAAGCCGUACAAGCAGAGCAGCGCCUACCUGGUGUCCUGUAACCCUCUCACUCACACCGAAGAGAAGAUGUUCCAGAUGCGUAUACCAGGCACCUCCACCAGUGCCACCCUGAUAGGUCUCACCUCUGGAGCCUCCUACAACGUCAUCGUGGAAGCCCUCAAGGGGGCGCUCAAGCACAAGAUCCUGGAGGAGGUUGUCACCGUCGGCAACAGCCUGCAAGAAGGCGAGGCGUCCAAUCAGGACAGAUGUUACGACACCUUUACCGCCACUUACCAAGACGUUGGUGCCGAGUGGGAGCGCAUGUCGGAGACCGGCUUCAAGCUGUGGUGUCGGUGUCUCGGGCUGGGCAGCGGUCAUUUCAGAUGUGACUCUUCCAAGUGGUGUCAUGAUGGCGGCAACAACUACCGUAUCGGGGACAGGUGGGAGCGCCAGGCGGAUAACGGUCACAUGAUGAGCUGCUCCUGUCUGGGCAACGGCAAGGGAGAGUUCAAGUGCGAGCCACAUGAGUCCACUUGCUAUGACAACGGGAAGAUGUACCAGGUAGGGAACCAGUGGCAGAAGGAGUAUCUGGGAGCCAUCUGUACCUGCACCUGCUACGGAGGACAACAGGGUUGGCGCUGUGAGAACUGUCGCAGGCCGGGCGCUGAGGUUGACGCCAGCCUGCUGCAGCCAGUCAGAUAUGGAGACAACACUCUCCGCAAAGUGAACAUUCAGUGCCCCAUCGAGUGCCUUCAACCUGGGCUCUUGGCCGAUGCAAUCGCCGCCCAGAAUCCUCACGAGUAAACAACAUCCUCCCCUGUUUCCGAUUGGCUUUCCCAUCUGGAGACUGUCCUCUACCUGAGACCCGUCUUCCUGUUUGUGACAAUCAGCCCAUCAGUGCUUUGCUGAGAGCACCCCGCCCAAAAUGGCAACCUUACAUUUGACCCCCGGGCUUCCUGAUUAGCUUAGCAACGUACCGUCCUUUAGCACCGCAUAACCAAAGAUGCCUGAACACCAAAGCGCUCAAGGGAGUCACUAACGACUUCAAGAGCAGUUACAAUUUUUUACCAUUAUUAAUUAGCGUCUGUUCUUUCACUGUCUGACAGUUGCUUGAGUUUGUCUCUUCUAGAAUCCGUUCUGCUUGUGGGUUCUAUCCCCUCUUAGUGAUUGUGGUGUUUCUUUUACAGCAUUAAUCUUGUUUGUCUGUGCAUCCCAAAUGCCUUCAAAAGAUACGAACCUUCUGUGAGUGUGCGUAGGCCAAAUACCAUGGCCUUUUAAUCUUCAGACAUGAUUUCAUGUGAUUUAAUUUGUCUUCUGAAACUUGUAUCGCUUAAAAUAAAUAGUUUUCCAACACCUUGUCAGUGUUACAAUAACACAAUUCUGUUUUACCCAAAGUUCAAUGAUCAGAGCUAGUCUGCCUGAAAUGAAGCACUGUUGGAGAAUGUUGUAGAGGUUUGUUUUGUCCAUGAACGUAUAUAAAAAAACAACUUGUUUUUCCAUUUCUGUAGCCCAUGUUGUUAGCAGGGCUAGCACUGUGUGUAGUGAUUUACACCUACUGAUGAGAUGUUUUGCUAACUCUUAAAUGCUUAGUUGUAUUUUAUUUAUCCCUUAAAAUCACAGCAUGUCAACUGAAUGUGAGCAGGGCUGUGAUGUUGAAUCUUCUGGGUUCUAUUUUUGUACUUGAGGUGCCAGGAUUAUCGCUACUGUUGAAAUUCCCUGGUUUUAAUAAAGUUGAUGAGAACCUCA
This is a messenger RNA of Hypomesus transpacificus, 8494 nucleotides long. Its product is annotated as fibronectin-like. Bases 158 to 7552 code for a protein of 2464 amino acids. Gene Ontology annotation, biological process: nervous system development; heart development; cell-substrate junction assembly. The record is from RefSeq and is a predicted model, not a curated record. Gene Ontology annotation, cellular component: extracellular region. Lineage: Eukaryota; Metazoa; Chordata; Actinopteri; Osmeriformes; Osmeridae. The transcript is spliced from 46 exons. Gene Ontology annotation, molecular function: integrin binding; proteoglycan binding.